AAGCUUGCUCAAACUCACGUUGAUUGAAUCAGUGAUGCCAUCCAACAGUGAUUGUUGCUGUUCAGUCACUGGCAAAUGCUCUCGGCAAGUGCCAAUCUGUAGAUCUGUAGUUGAUACCAGGAACUGUUUUAAAUGCUUUUCAUAUAAAUUGUUUAAUUAUCCUAAAAUUGUGAGAUGCUGUUGGUCAACUGCUAAGUCAUGGCUGACCCUUUGUGACCUCAUGGACUGCAACAUGCCUGGCUACCCUGUCCUUCACUAUCUCCCAGGAUUUGCUCAAAUUCAUGUCCAUUGACAUGUCCAUAUGCACUGUUAUUAGCCUCAUUUUCCGAUGCAGAAACCAGAAAACAAAGAACUUAAAUGACUUAUCCAGAGUCACACAACUAAGAGGUGUUUUCUUCACCAAACUAGAAUUCGGUAGGUUACCCAACAUCCCUGGUUUUCAUGGUUAAAAAAAAAAAGCCAAGAUUAUACACCUUAAAGAGAAAGGCAACUUUUGCUUUUGCCAAGUAAAAUAAAAGGAAAACGUAUAUCCUUUUCCCCAUCCAGUACACUUGGUUUUUCAGUUUUUGCUCAGGAUUGAAGAGACUGAAGAGAGUCAACAGACUGAUGUUUAUAAACACGUGGACGUCCAUGACAUAAUGCAGUUUCGACAAAGCACAAGUAAUCCUAGGAAACUACAGAGCUCAGGCUUAGCCUUCUAUUCAUCUGGAGCUUCCGGACCUGGGCAACUGUAAAACUCACAGUAACCAUGAAGACACUCUCCCGUUAGCAAUCCUACUCGGGAUUUCAUGACAAGGGGUCCCACUCUAAGCCCUGGGUCCCAACACCUCUUGAUGCGCUCAACCUUCUCAGCUAAACUUAUUAAGACCUAGAUGCUUCAGAUUCGAAACGUCUCUGGUUAGGUCCUCUCUAGCCCGGGCCCGUCUCUAUGGUUUCUUGUGUGGGGCGCUCUAGCCUGCGCAGAUUGAGACGUCGCGGCGGCCUUGCUAGGCUACUGGAGGCUCCCGAGGUCGCCUCGCUGGUCACGCGGUCGCCCAUGGAGAACCUGCACAAGUUGCUGCUCGCGGGCGCAGUGCUGGGCGCCGGGGCUGGCGUGGGCACCGCGCUCUUUGCCCUUGUGACCCCGGGAGAGGAGCGGAAGCAGGCGAUGCUGAAGGAGAUGCCGGAGCAGGACCCGCAGCGCAGGGACGAGGCGGCCAGGACCAAACAGUUACUGCUGGCCACUCUGCAGGAAGCAGCGGCCACGCAAGAGAACGUCGCCUGGAGAAAGAAUUGGAUGAAUGGCGGCGGCGGGAAGUCAGCCUGAGACAGAAUCUGCCCGCCUGGGCGCCGGGAUUUAUGCUGCAGCGCAGGCUCCCAAGCCGGCCUGACUCCUCCGUGGGCCGGCGGGGAGUCCAGACCCGGAUCCCAAGCGCAGGCCUCUCCGUGACUUGGGGAGCUGCCGCCGGGUGAGCGCACUCUCUCCCAAAGCUUGCACGGACUACGUUUUAACGUCCACAUCGCGGGCUGUGGCUAACUGAAGGAAUCAAUAAACCAUGUUCCUCCAUCCAGAGAGUGAGCCCUGCGGUUGGACGCCCAUAAAAGCCAAGUGUUCUGCGGGUCUGUGCUGCGGCGGGGCUGGAGUGCGGCUGCCGCCUGCCACGCCCGCCCCAUGCGAGGCUGAAUCCCAAUCGACAUUUUCAAAACACAAGUCAGGGCCUGUUGUUUGUGGGAGUGGAUAACCAAGUGACGUUCUUGAGAUUAUAACUAGCCUGGAAACUCUUGUGCAAUAAACACCCACCGAGGACA
This is a messenger RNA of Odocoileus virginianus texanus, 1788 nucleotides long. RefSeq names its product ubiquinol-cytochrome c reductase complex assembly factor 3 (gene UQCC3). Lineage: Eukaryota; Metazoa; Chordata; Mammalia; Artiodactyla; Cervidae. The record is from RefSeq and is a predicted model, not a curated record. Gene Ontology annotation, cellular component: mitochondrial inner membrane. Gene Ontology annotation, biological process: mitochondrial electron transport, ubiquinol to cytochrome c; mitochondrial respiratory chain complex III assembly.